CCCAAAUCUUGGAUACGCUUCACAGAAGAUUGAGGUUUUUGUCGUGAUGGCGAAAAGGUGCGCAGACAUGGCACUAUCUUCCCGUCCGCGGAAGACAAUGCGGAUUAAUAUCAAUUCUUGUAGAUUGAGGUCCAUGCUUCCUUACAUCCCGGAUAAUGUGAUGUUCAACAUUAUGCUACGACUGCCAUCUAGGUCUCUUAUCCGGUUUAAGUGCGUCUGCAAGGCUUGGUACGCCAUGAUAUCAAGCCAAUUUUUCGUCCAUGCUCACCUGGAACAGUCGAAGCUAAAGCCAUCAUCGGUGCUCAUGGCCCCUGGCUUUUAUAAGAAGCAGAGAAAUGAUACUGGAUACAUGGAGUCGCCCUGUGCAUUGCAAUGGCUUACUCUUUGUAUCUGACAUGAAGGACAAAAUGUUGAUCUACAACCCAUCAACAACAGAGGUCGUUUCCCUGCCAAAGGGGAGCCCUAACCUUUAUAAGAGCAGAGGGCAUGGAUUUGGGUUUGACAAUCACAGCAAAAAGUACAAGGUGACCAAAGUUUACUAUCAAAGGGAUUAUGAAACAUCAUUGGUGACAUGUAAGUGUGAAGUGCUCACUCUGGGCACUAAUGAGUGGAGGCAAAUGGAAGAUCCACCUUAUCCAAUCGGUGAGUCAUCUCCUGUUUAUGUAAAAGGAGCUAUCUACUGGAUGGUUUCUCGUACAUCAUUUCACCCAGAACCACCUAAUAGUACACUCGUUCGAUUCUGUUUGACUGAUGAGAGGUUUAGUCUGUUGUCAUGCCCAUGCAAUGUGAAGCCUUCCUGUUUGACCCAAGUGGGGGAUGAAUUAUAUUGUGGUUUUUUUGUCAGUGAAGGUCUCUCACUGGAGAUUUGGAGAUGCAGUUUUGGGCAGAAACCUAAAUGGACUCAACACUGCGCUAUACAGAUACCACCUUAUGCUAUUAAGUGGCAUGUAGCAAGCCCUGUAGUUGCCUUUCAUGGAAAAAUAUUACUGUUGGCACUGAAUAAGAUCUACAAGUAUGACACCCAAACCUGUAAAUUGGAGAGAAUACCUUUAACGGUUGAAGACUUCAUGUGCUAUGACCGUGAAAACAAUAUGUACCAAACAUAUUCGAAGAAUGUGGUAAUGGAUUUCCACCUGUUUAAUUACGUUGAGAGUCUAGUUUCGAUCAGAGAAUUUUAAAAGACACUUCUUG
Oryza brachyantha (malo sina) is the source of this 1191-nucleotide messenger RNA. RefSeq names its product putative F-box protein At3g52320. Gene Ontology annotation, molecular function: protein binding. Bases 47 to 394 code for a protein of 115 amino acids. The record is from RefSeq and is a predicted model, not a curated record. The transcript is spliced from 3 exons. NCBI's taxonomy places the organism in Eukaryota, Viridiplantae, Streptophyta, Magnoliopsida, Poales, Poaceae.